Symbiodinium pilosum is the source of this 218-nucleotide messenger RNA. The record is from the annotation of a GenBank genome assembly. NCBI's taxonomy places the organism in Eukaryota, Dinophyceae, Suessiales, Symbiodiniaceae.
GUGUUUCAGAAACGCCGGACCCUCCGUCCUAUGUUUUCUCGGAUGGCUCCAUCCUCCGGAUUGGCUUCUCUUCGCUGACGCAGAACCGGCAGUGGAGCGACGGAGCUGACGUGCCGGACUACAACCUCUACAUCACGGCCGAUGACCGCGGCUGGCCCAACGCGAUGUCUCCGACGCAGGCCGCCAGCAAGUUGGGCCAAACAUAUGAGCAUUUUUAA